Messenger RNA from Dicentrarchus labrax (European seabass), 2033 nucleotides. RefSeq names its product opsin 5 (gene opn5). Gene Ontology annotation, cellular component: membrane. The transcript has 7 exons. Gene Ontology annotation, molecular function: G protein-coupled receptor activity. The record is from RefSeq and is a predicted model, not a curated record. Gene Ontology annotation, biological process: visual perception; G protein-coupled receptor signaling pathway. Bases 135 to 1196 code for a protein of 353 amino acids. NCBI's taxonomy places the organism in Eukaryota, Metazoa, Chordata, Actinopteri, Moronidae.
UCACCAGUGGAGGCUGGGAGGAGGGAUAUUUGCAGGCUGUCCGUGUUCCUCCGCUGACCCUGGAGCAGCUAAUCUGUGGGAAUUAAACUGGGGAUGACUGAUGAUCACAAGGAAAUUCCCCGCUGCUGGCAGUGAUGGAGAACGAGACGUGGCCGCACCCCUCAUAUGUCCCCCAUUAUCUCCUCCGUGGUGACCCGUUUGCCUCGAGACUCUCCAAAGAGGCGGACAUCGUUGCAGCUUUUUACAUCUGUAUCAUAGGAAUCAUGUCUGCAACGGGGAAUGGCUAUGUCAUUUAUAUGACCUUCAAACGCAAGACCAAGUUGAAGCCUCCCGAGCUCAUGACUAUUAACCUCGCCAUCUUCGACUUGGGCAUAUCAGUGACAGGAAAGCCCUUUUUCGUUGUAUCUAGUUUCUCCCACCGCUGGUUGUUUGGCUGGGAGGGUUGUCGGUUCUACGGCUGGACGGGCUUCUUUUUUGGCUGUGGGAGCCUCAUCACGAUGACUGUGGUCAGUCUGGACCGGUACCUCAAGAUCUGCCACCUCAGAUACGGUACAUGGAUAAAACGCCACCACGCCUUCCUGUGCCUGGCCUUUGUGUGGAUGUAUGCAGCUUUCUGGGCCACCAUGCCCCUGAUCGGUUGGGGGAACUAUGCCCCGGAGCCCUUCGGGACCUCCUGCACGUUGGACUGGUGGCUGGCCCAGGCCUCCGUGUCCGGCCAGAGCUUUGUGAUGGCCAUCCUGUUCUUCUGUCUCAUCCUUCCCACAGGCAUCAUUGUCUUCUCCUACGUCAUGAUCAUCUUCAAGGUCAAGUCUUCUGCGAAGGAGAUAUCCCACUUUGACGCCCGCAUCAGAAACAGCCACAGCCUCGAGAUGAAACUCACUAAGGUGGCUAUGCUGAUCUGCGCAGGCUUCUUGAUAGCCUGGAUCCCUUAUGCAGUGGUGUCAGUGGUGUCAGCGUUUGGGGAGCCAGACUCGAUUCCCAUCUCUGUGUCUGUAAUUCCCACGCUGCUGGCUAAGUCCUCAGCCAUGUACAACCCCAUCAUCUACCAGGUUGUGGACCUGAAAAAUUCCUGCAUGAAAUCCUCCUGUUUUAAGGCUGUGAAGGAACGCAGGCAUUUUAGGAAGUCAAGGUUCUACACCAUCUCUGGCUCUUUAAGGGACAAUUCACCAGCCAAAGAGGCUCAUAUUGAGGUGUGAGAUGAGACACUUUAGACUGUGCACCCCCCUUCUGGACAGUUCGCCUUGUUCCCUGCCCCCUGUGCCCUACACUUACCCAAUCACACGCUGCCUGUCACCUGCUACGACGUCAUCGACCACUCACGUCUGCUCGUCUUCGCACCACGCAGAGUAUCUGUUUGCUUCCCACAAGCCCCCCUCCCCCCCUUCCUUGGAAACAUAUCUUUUCCUACGAGGUUUUCCUUACUCUGUGGAGUUGACGUUGUCUUGACUGUGGUUACAACAUACAAGUGGUGUUUUGUGUGAGCUUCUUGACUUUUUCAGUAUAACAGACGCACAUCUGUCAAUGCUAUGAAAAAAAACCAGCACACGUGCUACUGAUUAACUAACUAGUGUUGUUCUCGUAAAACAGCUCAUCUCAGGUUGACAUCUGGGGCUAUAACCUUGUGUGAAUCCAAAUCUUGCAAAACUGCGAAAUUGCUACAAAAUUUUCAAAUAUUGAAUUUAUUUUCAACGUUUCUAAACCUGAACUGCAAAAUGAAAGAAAAAGAAAACUCAACCUGACGUGAGCCAUGUAAAAUCAGGUUUGGGUGUAACCGUCAAGCUCAAAGUUGUAUUUUAACUGUUGUCUUUUGUACUCCUGCACCUGUGGCUUGUAUACAGCAAAUCUAUAUUUCAGAAGGCAAUGAAUACUUCAGCUUAUGUUCUAAUCAGCCAUACAACUGCACACAUGGAGACAUUACUUGACUUUAAUCAGUGACUUAAAACAUUGCAUUUACAGGGUAUUGACAUUCUGCAGUACUAUUCUAAAACAUAUUUGUUCCUUGGCAGCUCAAGGUUAAACCCAUCACAAGAAAA